Batrachochytrium dendrobatidis JAM81 is the source of this 2363-nucleotide messenger RNA. Its product is annotated as dolichyl-phosphate-mannose-protein mannosyltransferase. NCBI's taxonomy places the organism in Eukaryota, Fungi, Chytridiomycota, Chytridiomycetes, Rhizophydiales. The coding region runs from base 1 to 2331 and encodes 776 amino acids. The record is from RefSeq and is a predicted model, not a curated record. Gene Ontology annotation, cellular component: endoplasmic reticulum; membrane. The transcript has 8 exons. Gene Ontology annotation, molecular function: dolichyl-phosphate-mannose-protein mannosyltransferase activity. Gene Ontology annotation, biological process: protein O-linked glycosylation via mannose.
AUGACUGAUAUCAGACACAGGAAGAAAGGUAGUGUAGCCGACCCUGACGAGUCGGCUACUUCCAUUGGUUUAUUUCCUACUGAUAAAAAGCCGAUUGGAAAAGCCAUCUCCUCCGAUUUAUAUCUUGCUGUUGACCAGUCUGGUAAUGAACUGGUUUCCAACUUUGCUCUCUUUUUUGUAACUGCUCUCGCGGUUCUUACCAGAACAUGGAUGCUCCAUUAUCCUGGAGAAGUAGUCUUUGACGAGGUUCAUUUUGGGAAAUUCGCAUCGUAUUAUCUUCGUCGAGAAUAUUUUUUUGAUGUUCAUCCUCCACUUGGGAAGAUGCUUCUUGCUGGUGUGGGCUACAUUGUUGGCUAUGAUGGACAUUUUCUCUUUGAUCAUAUUGGCGAUAACUAUGCAGAAAACAACGUACCCUAUUUGGCUUUACGUCUGUGGUGUGCUUUGUGUGGUGCUGCCGUUGUUCCCAUUUCGUACAUGACAUUAAGAGAGAUUGGUGUAUCUGUGAUGGGUGCAGCUCUUGGGGCUUUGCUGCUUGUGUUUGACAAUGCACUUAUUACACAGUCUCGUUUGAUCUUAUUGGAUAGUAUGCUUAUGUUGUUUUGCACCAUGUGCAUUUAUUUCUGGGUCAAAUUCUACAAACAGCGUCACAAAGUCAAGAUGGUAGGUUUAUUUACCAUGGGUGCAAUUGGUAUUGCUACGCUCUUUGAUCUCUGGGAAAUCUUGGACAUAGACCGUGGUGUCACGAUGCGCAAAGUCAUAAAGCACUUUGCUGCCCGAACACUGUGUCUUAUUAUAGUACCAUUUGGGUUAUAUUUGCUUCCAUUCUACAUCCACUUUAGUAUUCUUACUAAAUCUGGUCCGGGUGAUGCGUUCAUGAGCAUGCGUUUCCAAGAAGGUCUUACCAACAACAACAACACUGCAGGAGCUAUUGCUGUUAUGUAUGGUGCCAAUAUUACACUUGUCCACGGUUCUACCAACCACUAUCUGCACUCACACUAUCACAACUAUCCUCUACGUUAUGAUGACGAUCGUGUUUCCUCGCAAGGUCAACAAGUGAAUGCGUAUGCCCACAGUGAUGUCAAUUCUCUUUGGAACAUGGUUCCUGUUGAUCCUGAUUUGUACUCGCUUGCCAAAAAAUAUGUUCCGACCAAAAAAGAAGAGGAGCGUGACAUUCGCUACGUUCGUCAUAAUGAUAUUGUCCGCAUGUAUCAUGUUUCUACCAAGGCUUACCUUAUUACUCACGAUGUUGCGUCGCCAAUGACCACUACCAAUAUGGAAAUGACUGUGGUUAGAGAUGCAGAAUCAGAAAGACGGUACAAUGAGACUUUAUGGCGCGUUGCGAUUGAAGAUGCAGAUCCUGGAGAUAAACUCAAGAGCAAAAAGUUUCUUGUAAAGCUUAUCAAUGUUAUUCAUAAUGUUGCUCUCAUGACCAACAAGGGAGCUCUUCCUGAUUGGGGAUUUAAAAUGCAACAGACUAAUGGUAACAAGAAUAUAAAGGACAAGAGUAAUAUUUGGCGUGUGGACAAGGUCGAGCAUGAGCGAAUUGUUAAUGGUACUGAGCUUGGCGAGGAAACGCAAAAAGAAAAGAGUGGCAAGCCACCUUUGUCAUUUAUGGCCAAGUUUAUUGAGCUACAGGUGCAAAUGGUGGCCCACAACUCCAAAUUGACUAAACCCCAUCCUUACUCGUCACCUCCCAGCCAUUGGCCAUUUGUUGUUCGUGGUAUUUCGUUUUGGGAGAAAAAGGAUGGCAUUCGACAGAUCUACUUGAUUGGCAAUCCCAUCGUGUGGUGGCUUUCUAUUGCUAGUGUCCUGUUUUAUGUCAUUCUAUGGGUUGUAGAUCGUAUCUGUCUUCGUCGUGGUAUUGAUGAUUUUGGCCAUAGUGCUCGUCGUUGGUGGGAUCGUGCUAUUGGGUUUCUGAUUAUUGCAUGGGCAAUGCACUGGCUACCCUUUUUCCUUAUGGGUCGUAUGCUGUUUCUCCAUCAUUACCUUCCAGCGUUUAUCUUUUCAACAAUGGUGUUUGCAGCCAUGUUUGAUUUUAUUCUUCGCGUAGCAUUUUCUGGUUCAUACAUUCCUAUACGUAGUACUUCUGAUGGCGGAGAUGACAAGAUAAUCAAGAGCGCUACGAAGAAGCAAGAGAAACUAACGAGUAUAUGGUUUGCUCAGGCUGCUACACCUGGAAUGGUGUAUUAUAUCCUGGCACUGGUUAUAUUCUGUGCUUUUGGAUAUGUGUUUUGGGAUUUUUCGCCCUUUUGCUAUGGAAGCGGGUUUCCCUCUGUGGAAAUACUUCGUGCUCACAAGUGGAUGACUUCGUGGGAUCUGCAAUAUGCUUGAGCUUUAAAAUAAAGAAUGACAGUUUGAGCUUU